Messenger RNA from Leptinotarsa decemlineata (Colorado potato beetle), 653 nucleotides. RefSeq lists its product as uncharacterized. Lineage: Eukaryota; Metazoa; Arthropoda; Insecta; Coleoptera; Chrysomelidae. The record is from RefSeq and is a predicted model, not a curated record.
UCAGAUGUCUCUAAAGUUCGAUUCUCAUUAGACGAGCCGGUCAUGAUCUAGUCACAGUCAAGUCAUAACUGCUGAGAAAUAUAUGUAUAUGCCACUGCCUGGAAUGAUAAGAUUUUGGGAGAAGAUGAAAUCAUAGAAAUGGCGAUCGUAUCCUUUGAGGACUUAAUGAAGUUAAUUGACAUGUCAAAAGAUAAAUGUCCCGAUAUCGAGAAGAAAUUAGAGACAACCUCCAAUGAAAUAGAAGCUUGCAUACGCGAAGUGAAAUUGGGAUCAAAUACUCUCUGUUCUUUUGUUAGAAAAAGUUGGAAAAAAUGUACAAAAAUAGGUAUUGAUGCAGUUUCUGGCUGCUUACCUGCAGAAGCUAAAAAUAUUCCAAGAUUAUUGGUGAACAUAAUUUGGGCAGUUGUGGACCAAGCUUGCCGUUCUACUUUUGAAGAAACUUUGGGUUUAUACCGAAAGUCAGAAGCUGUGUAGAGAUCCAUGAGGCGCCUUGUAAGAAUCCUAUCACCAAACAAGCUGCUCUUCACUAUCUUGAUGCAGUAGAGAAAACUUCUAAAGACGAUUGCGAAUCUCUGAACGAGGCCUAACUCGGCAAGAGAUAUGAAUAUGUAUAUUACUGAAAAACAAGAGAAUAAUAAUACUUUUCAAUACUG